AUUGCCAUUGGAUGAUAUGAGAAAAAAUAGGAAGAUAUAUCCAGAAAGUACGCCAGCUGCAGGGGUACCUUCAAGAAAAGACAAGCCUAGAGAUAGAUCACUGUCUCCCAGUAAAAGAAUACCUACGACAGUGGACUCAAAAACCACCGUGGAAAGUUUUGAAUCAGUUUCUAAUAAGUUUGACUCCAAAACAACAGUUAUCAAGGACUCCCAGGUGUUCGUGGACAACCAAAGCAGCAUGCAACACUAUACUAUCACUGAUGGCUACGACAGUACCAAGCCAAGGCCAAUCGAAGAUACUAAGAAGCCUAGAAAGAUGUCUCCUCAUGCCAUGCCUGCAGCUGGAAAACCAUCUGUUAAGCCUAAGGAUCGUUCUCCGAAGCCUAAAGGGCCUGUCACAGAUUCAACAUCUGUUGUGGAAAGCUACGAGACGAUCUCCACAAGCUCCGAUACGAAAAUAUCUCAAAUGAUCGAUUCCAAAACGACUGUAUCGAAAGACUUCGAGACCAUCGUGGAUCAACAGACCACUACCAUUGAAGACAAGUCAAGGCCAAGAGAGAAGAGGCCAAGGGGCCCAAACGAACCUUCACCAACUAGAAGACUGCACACGGAUGAAACGGUUGUUGUCACUGCGGAUUCUUAUGAUACUCUGAUCAACCAAGUGACUGAUAUAGUUGACAAAACUUUCGUCAAAGAGGACAUCGUGGAUAUAAAAACUAUCGACGAAGUGGAGAACAUAACAAACAUAAAACGUGUUUCUGACAACAAAGUGAUUACAAUCGAGAAGGUCAUUAAGGAACCUGCUCCCGGAGGGCCCGUCAUCAAGGUUCCCUUGAAAGAACAGUGCAUUUGCGAACUGUGUACUUGCGGUCGCCACAGCUGCCCGCACAAUGCAGACGCCUACAACGACCACUUGCAUCCAGAAGGUCCGUUCCUGGGCAAACCCAAGGAUGACUACAGCGCCACCAGAGGCCAGAGGUACCCUGUGAAGAAGCCUGAGGACCACCUGAAGCCUGAAGGAGAGUUCACCAAGCGCGAACCAGAACCUUGGAGGCCUGGUGAGAGGGCGCCUGUGAAGAAACCACAGGAUAACCUUAGGCCUGAAGGCGAGUUUGAGAAACCGAAACCUGAAGAGUGGAAACCUGGCGAGAGGCCUGCUGUGCACAAGCCGCAAGAUAAUUUGAGACCAGAAGGUGAUUUUGUCCGUCCGGAAAAAUCUGGUUACCAACCUGCCGAAAGACCAAAACAGAAGAAACCACAAGACAAUCUUUAUCCUGAGGGCGAAUUUGAAAAACCAAAACCGGAGGAAUGGAAACCUGCAGAAAGGCCAAAACCAAAAAAGCCGGAAGAUAACCUUAGACCCGAAGGGGAGUUCGAAAAACCUAAACCAGAACAGUGGAGACCGGCUGAACGCGCAACACCUAAGAAACCUGAGGAUAAUUUAAGGCCUGAAGGCGAGUUCGAGAAACCUAGACCAGAACAGUGGAGACCUGCUGAGCGUCCAAAACAAAAAAAACCUGAGGAUAACCUCCGACCUGAAGGCGAGUUCGAAAAACCUAAACAAGAACAAUGGAGACCAGCAGAGCGUCCGACUCCUAAGAAACCUGAAGAUAACUUGAGACCCGAGGGAGACUUUGAACGUCCAGAGAAGCCUGGCUAUCGACCAGCAGAAAGACCAAAACAGAAAAAGCCCGAGGAUAACCUCCGGCCUGAAGGCGAAUUCGAAAAACCUGAACCAGAACAAUGGAGGCCGGCAGAGCGUCCAACUCCUAAGAAACCUGAGGAUAACUUGAGACCUGAGGGAGACUUUGAACGUCCAGAGAAGCCUGGCUAUCGACCAGCAGAAAGACCAAAACAGAAAAAGCCCGAAGAUAACCUCCGACCUGAAGGCGAGUUCGAAAAACCUAAACCAGAACAGUGGAGACCUGCUGAACGUCCAGUGCCCAAGAAACCUGAGGAUAACCUAAGACCUGAAGGCGAGUUCCAGAAACCUGAACGGGAACAGUGGAGGCCUGCUGAACGUCCAACGCCUAAGAAACCUGAAGAUAACUUGAGACCUGAAGGUGACUUCCAACGUCCUGAAAAGCCAACUUGGUCUCCUGGCGAAAGGCCAAAGCAGAAGAAACCUACGGACAACUUGAAACCUGAAGGUGAAUUCCAAACACCAGAAAAACCCAAAUACCAACCUGCAGAAAGGCCUGUAGCUAAAAGGCCACAGGAUAAUUUGAAACCAGAGGGAGACUUUACAGGGGUAAGAACCGUUACCGAAGACUACAAGGUCUGUCGUGGUGAGAGGGCCGAUGUUAUCAUCCGAGAAGACAAUAUCGUCAUUGAGGGAGAGUUCACAGACGUAACCACAAACAAGAUUGACUUCACGGGUGAGCUAGUGCCUAGACCAAGCCCUAUACGCAGAAACACCUUCACCAAGGUAGAAGGCGAAUUUAUAGAUGACACCACUUCUAAAUCGGAAUUCGUUGACUAUACUACCUCUGUUGAACGAACUGUGGUAAAGAAACGCAAAGACAACCUUCGCGUUGAAGGAGACAUGACUUUUGAUACGUCUACGACAGUUGAAUACAAUGAAAAGACUCCGGUGGUUGAAAGAAGGCGCAGGACAUGGACCAAGGAUGAUUUUGAGAAAUUCUACUCUACUGAGAAGUCUGAGGUCACAACCACGACACAAGAUGUUUACAAAACGUUUGACACUACGGACUAUCGGCAAACUGUUGUUAUACAUAAGGACAACUUGAAACUAGAAGGCGAUUUUGAGAAACGGACACCUGAAAAGUUUGUGCCUGCAGAACGCCCUAAACAGAAAAGACCUGUUGAUAAUUUGAAACCUGAAGGUGAAUUCGACCGUCCGGAGAAACCAAAGUACAAACCUGUUGAAAGACCUGUGCAGAAAAAGCCUGAAGACAACCUUCAUCCUGAGGGCGAGUUUGAGAUUCCUGAGAAACCUAAAUGGAGUCCAGCGGAGAGGCCGAAACAAAAACGUCCUGAGGACAAUUUGAGGCCGGAAGGUGAUUUCCAGAGACCUGAAAAACAUAAAUACCGCCCUGGGGAGAGACCAGUUGCGAAGAAACCUGAAGAUAAUUUGCAUCCAGAGGGAGAAUUUGAAGUUCCAGAAAAACCUCAAUAUAGACCAGCAGAACGUCCGAAGCAAAAGAGACCCGAGGAUAACCUUCGCCCUGAGGGUGAGUUCGAGAGGCCAUCACCAACAAAGAUUGGUCCUGCAGAAAGAAGGAGUCCCAUCAAACAUGACGAUAAUCUUAGGCCAGAAGGGGAUUUCGAAAGACCUGAGAAGCCCAAAUAUAGAGCUGUUGAGAGACCAACUCCUAAAAGACCUUAUGAUAAUUUACAUCCAGAAGGAGAAUUCCAAGUUCCAGAAAAGCCCGAAUGGAGUCCAGCUGAAAGACCAAAACAAAAAAGACCUGAAGAUAAUCUCAGGCCCGAAGGUGAUUUCCAAAGACCCGAGAAACCUAGGUACAGGCCCGCAGAGAGACCGUCACCUAUAAAACCGGAGGACAACUUACAUCCAGAAGGAGAAUUUGAAGUUCCCGAGAAACCUCAAUAUAGAUCAGCAGAACGUCCCAAACAAAAAAGACCGGAGGAUAAUCUUCGACCCGAGGGUGAGUUUGAGAGACCAACGCCAACAAAGAUUUGUCCUGCAGAAAGGAGGAGUCCAAUCAGGCAUGAUGACAAUCUUAGACCAGAAGGAGACUUCGAAAGACCUGAGAAGCCUAAAUACAGACCUGCUGAGAGACCAACUCCUAAACGACCUCAGGAUAAUCUGCAUCCAGAAGGGGAGUUCCAGGUUCCAGAGAAACCUGAAUGGAGCCCAGCAGAGAGACCGAAACAAAAACGUCCCGAGGACAAUCUUAGGCCAGAGGGAGACUUCCAAAGACCAGAGAAACCACAAUAUAAACCCACCGAGCGUCCAAAACAAAAGAAACCUGAGGAUAAUUUGCAUCCAGAAGGAAAAAUUGAGGUUCCAGAAAAACCACAAUACAGACCAGCAGAACGUCCAAAGCAAAAGAGACCUGAAGAUAACCUUCAUCCGGAAGGUGAAUUUGAAAGACCAACGCCAACGAAAGUCGGUCCUGCUGAAAGAAGGAGUCCCAUUAAACACGAUGACAACCUUAGGCCAGAAGGCGAUUUUGAGAGACCGGAGAAACCAAAAUACAAGGCAGCAGAACGUCCUAAACAAAAGAAGCCAGAAGAUAAUCUUCGGCCAGAAGGAAAAUUCGAAGUACCAGAUAAGCCAGAUUGGACUCCAGCCGAAAGACCCCAACAGAAACGUCCUGAAGAUAAUCUUCGACCAGAAGGUGAUUUUGAAAUACCAGAAAAACCAGGUUGGACGCCAGCUGAAAGACCUAAACAAAAACGGCCCGAAGACAAUCUUAGGCCUGAAGGAGAAUUUGAACGACCGACGCCAACUAAAAUUGGUCCUGCGGAGCGUAGGUCUCCAAUAAAGCAUCAUGACAAUCUUAAACCUGAAGGAGAAUUUGAAGCACCAGAGAAGCCGAGCUGGACUCCGGCUGAAAGACCUCAACAGAAACGUCCUGAAGAUAAUUUAAGACCUGAAGGGGAAUUUGAGCGCCCAACGCCAACCAAAGUUGGUCCUGCCGAGCGCAGAUCACCGAUCAAACAUCAUGACAAUCUUAAACCUGAAGGAGAAUUCCAAGUGCCAGAGAAGCCAGGUUGGACUCCUGCUGAAAGACCACAACCAAAACUUCCUCAAGACAACCUUCGACCUGAGGGUGAUUUUGAAGUUCCAGAGAAACCAGGAUGGACUCCAGCUGAGAGGCCAAAACAGAAACGACCUGAGGAUAACCUCAGACCUGAAGGUGAUUUCGAACGACCUGCACCCACCAAAGUCGGUCCUGCUGAACGUAGGUCUCCUAUAAAACACGAUGACAAUCUUAGACCAGAAGGCGAAUUCCAAGUGCCUGAGAAGCCGGGUUGGACUCCUGCUGAAAGACCACAACCAAAACUUCCUCAAGACAACCUUCGACCUGAGGGUGAUUUUGAAGUUCCAGAGAAACCAGGAUGGACUCCAGCUGAGAGGCCAAAACAGAAACGACCUGAGGAUAACCUCAGACCUGAAGGUGAUUUCGAACGACCUGCACCCACCAAAGUCGGUCCUGCUGAACGUAGGUCUCCUAUAAAACACGAUGACAAUCUUAGACCAGAAGGAGAAUUCCAAGUGCCUGAGAAGCCUGGCUGGACUCCUGCUGAAAGACCUCAACCAAAACGUCCUGAAGACAACCUUCGACCUGAGGGUGAUUUUGAAGUGCCAGAGAAACCAGGUUGGACUCCAGCUGAGAGGCCAAAACAGAAACGACCUGAGGAUAACCUCAGACCUGAAGGUGAUUUCGAACGACCUGCACCCACCAAAAUCGGUCCUGCUGAACGUAGGUCUCCUAUAAAACACGAUGACAAUCUUAGACCAGAAGGCGAAUUCCAAGUGCCUGAGAAGCCGGGUUGGACUCCUGCUGAAAGACCUCAACCAAAACGUCCUGAAGACAACCUUCGACCUGAGGGUGAUUUUGAAGUGCCUGAGAAACCAGGAUGGACUCCAGCUGAGAGGCCAAAACAAAAACGACCUGAGGAUAACCUCAGACCCGAAGGUGAUUUCGAACGACCUGCACCCACCAAAGUUGGUCCUGCUGAACGAAGGUCUCCAAUAAAACACGAUGACAAUCUUAGACCAGAAGGAGAAUUCCAAGUGCCUGAGAAGCCGGGCUGGACUCCUGCUGAAAGACCUCAGCAGAAACGUCCAGAAGAUAACCUUCGACCUGAGGGUGAAUUCCAGGUGCCAGAAAAACCCGGAUGGACUCCAGGUGAAAGACGUCAGCAGAAACGUCCCGAUGAUAACCUUCGUCCGGAAGGCGAAUUCGAAGUACCAGAAAAACCAAGAUGGACUCCAGCUGAAAGGCCAAAACAGAAACGCCCUGAAGAUAAUCUGAGGCCUGAAGGCGAAUUUGAACGCCCAACAACAACCAAAGUUGGUCCUGCCGAACGCAGAUCUCCGAUCAAACAUUAUGAUAAUCUUAAACCUGAAGGAGAAUUCCAAGUGCCUGAGAAACCAGGAUGGACUCCAGCUGAGAGGCCAAAACAAAAACGACCUGAAGAUAACCUCAGACCUGAAGGUGAAUUUGAAACACCGACCAAACCUAAAUACAUUCCUGCAGAAAGACCCAAACCAAUGAAACCUGGAGACAAUUUACGUCCAGAAGGAGAAUUUGAAAGGCCAACGCUAACAAAGGUUGGUCCUGGUGAGCGAAGAUCUCCGAUCAAACAUGGUGAUAAUUUGAAGCCUGAAGGAGAAUUUGAAAGGCCAGAAAUCAAAGAAGUUGGUCCUGCAGAGAUAAGAAAGCCAAUCAAACACGACGAUAAUCUGAAACCUGAAGGUAGUAUGGAAGUAAUUAGGAAAGACGAUUACAAUGUUGUUCGGGGAGAAAGGGUCGAUAUCAUCAGGCACGAAGAUAACCUGAAAAUGGAGGGUGAAUGGGAUAUCAGACGUAGAGAUGACUACGCCACAACCACAGUUAUAGAUAGAGCCGAAGUUAUCAAAAGACAGGACAACAUAAAGAUGGAAGGUGAAUUGGAUAUACGUCGUAGAGACGACUACACCAAAACUACUGUUGUUGAUAAAGCUCAAGUUAUCAAGCACGAAGACAAUUUGCGAGUUGAAGGUGAAUUCACUGAUAUCCGUUCCAGGGAUGAUUACACUGUGGUACGAGGCGAGAGAUGUGAUGUGGUCAAACGUCAAGAUAAUCUCAGGAUGGAGGGUGAAUUCAAUCAGUACAGAAAGAGGGAUGAAUUUGUAACCAAAACUGAAAGAACAGAAGUUGUUAUUCAUGAGGACAAUCUAAAGCUCGAAGGAGAAUUUGAAAGACCUACGCCUACCAAAGUAGGUCCUGCUGAGAGAAGAAAGCUUAUCAAACACGACGACAAUCUGCAUCCAGAAGGAGAAUUCGAACGUUAUGAGAAGCCUGGUUACCGACCAGCGGAAAGACCAACAGUUAAGAAGCCACAAGAUAAUUUGAGGCCGGAGGGUGAAUUCCAGACACCGACAAAACCGAAGUAUCAACCAGCUGAGAGACCGACUCCAAUUCGACCUCACGAUAACUUACACCCAGAGGGUAAGUUCGAAACUCCAACCAAGACUCCAGUCGGUCCAGGGGAGCGCAGGACUCCUAUUAGACAUCCAGAUAAUUUACACCCUGAAGGAGACUUCGACAGACCUCAGAAACCAGGUUACAGACCUGCUGAGAGGCCAACUCCUAAAAAACCGCAUGACAACUUGCGGCCUGAAGGUGAAUUCCAAACACCAAGCAAACCGAAGUACCAGUCUGGUGAAAGGCCUUCUCCAAUUCGUCACCAAGAUAACUUACGUCCAGAAGGAGAGUUCGAAACACCCACCAAGACACCUAUAGGACCUGGAGAACGUAGAAGUCCCAUCAAGCAUCCUGAUAACUUACACCCUGAAGGAGACUUUGACAGACCUCAUAAGCCAGGUUACCAACCAGCUGAGAGACCAACUCCUAAAAAACCACAUGAUAACUUGAGACCAGAGGGUGAGUUCCAAACUCCAUCAAAGCCGAAGUACCAGCCGGUUGAAAGACCCUCACCAAUACGUCACCAGGAUAACUUACGUCCAGAGGGUGAAUUUGAAAAGCCUACAAAGACACCGGUAGGUCCAGGUGAAAGAAGGUCCCCAAUACGUCACCAUGACCAUUUGAAACCAGAAGGAGUUUUCGACAGGCCUCAUAAAACGGGUUACCAACCGGCUGAAAGAGCCAUCCCUAUGAAACCUCAAGAUAAUUUGAAGCCUGAAGGAGAAUUCCAAACUCCAACAAAGCCUAAGUACCAGCCAGCGGAGAGACCUACUCCUAAGAAGCCUCAAGACAAUCUAAAACCAGAGGGUGAAUUCCAUGAUAAAUCUAUAGCCAGGUCUCAAUAUACGGUUGUUAGAGGCGAAAGAGCCGAAAUUAAACGUCAUGAAGAUCACUUGAGAGUUGGAGAAGGCAAGAUGGAGGUUAUCACUACAACGAAAGAAACAUUUGAAAAGACUCCUAAGGAGGUGGUUCCUUCCACUGAUGGACAUGUUGCUGACAUGAUCACCAGACAGCGACACAUGGAAUCGCACAUUUCGCUAGGGAACGACACAACCAACAUGCAGACUACCAAUCAGACGAAUUACAAUACUUAUACCCGCAAAGUAGACCGCAAAGUCGUUGACAAGAAAGAAGUUAACGUUGUCGACAAACAUACUACAAAUAUAGUUGAUACGAGUGUGAACGUGAUUGACAAGAAAACAAAUGUCGCCGACAGAAAAGACUCGAGUCGUGUCAGCAAAACUUCCACAGAUGUUUCACAGGACACAAAAACUUUGUCUGAUGGCACGGUUGUCACUACAGUGAAGAAGACAACCAGAACAACGGGAGCCCAAGAAAGCAGGCAAGUGGAUCAACACGCGGCACAAAGAGUAGUUCAUAAAGAAACGGUAUCUAGUGCCAAUGAAAUCAAAAAAUCAUCCUCACAAACGCACGUCCAUCAAUCGCACCAAGCACAACAAGUAGUAAACAACAGGAAUGUCGUUCGAGAAAACAACAUCAUUCAUCGAGACACAAGCACAAACUCUCAACAAAAUCUAGAAAAGCAUACGCACCAUAAGAGAGAUAUGAUCAGCAAUGAAGAUAUUAGCAAUCAGAUCUUGCACAGAAAAGGUAUCCAUACUUCAACAGAAGCUCUCCACGCAACUAGCUCUUCAGCUUUGGACAUGAGGAAGUCGGUUUGCAACAUCCAUGACCAAGGUAGAACUACAGUAAACACGGAAAGGCAUAGUUUAAGUUCAAUGCAUCGCUCAAACCAAGAGCAACAACAGAGCAACAGGAGAAGUGCUCACCAAAUCAAUUACCAGACUCAAGAAAGGCCGCAAAAGAUAGUGAGGCGUGACAACCUGUCAGUUGGAGGACAUUUCUAUAGCGAGUCUCAGAGCAGAUAUGGAGAAUUCACCAAACAGCAAAACGUUCAAAAGGUGGAGAGAGUAUCUAGGAGGUCCAACGUGUCCAAUAUAACUCUUGGUGACAGCAAUCUACAUAUCGUUACUUCGUACAAGAAAGAAUAUUCACCAAGAAAUAUCGGUCCAUGUCCAGCAGUCUUAGUAGAUGCUCCAAAGGGUCCUUUCAAGCAUACAAGGGACACAAAGUCUCAUAAGUUCUAUAUGCCCGUAAUAGGGAAAUAAGAUCAUUAUCAUUCCUAUUGUGUAAGAUCAUUUUUAGACUGUUAAGUAACGUUCUAACAUUGUGAUAUUUUAUUAAUUGGUUAUUAAUGACAUAUUUUUUUAUAUACGCAACGGUAACACAUCGCAAUAAACUUUUAUAUAUUCUGUGCUUUAAUUUUUACGGUAGAUGGGUUUUAUAUCGCUGUUGAAAGAAAACAUUGUUAUGUCAAUUUAAAGCUUGCCAGUGCUUGUUAAGAUUACAAAACCCAAUAAAUAUUUCAUUUUGUAUUCAAUUUUUGUUUCACUUUUCCUUUUGUUUGCUGUAGAAUAUCCACGCAUGUGUGAGAUAUUGAAAUAAAGUGCUGAAACCUAGCAUUUCUUUACAUGGAGUAAAGGUAAUGUUUUGGGAGGUUGAAAAUGAUUUAUGAAAAUGUCCACCGUCAAAUAGGGAAACUUAUGUGUCUGGUGUAAAAAGGAAUAUGUGAAUUUCUUGAAUAAAUUUUGUUUUGUAUGAAA
Acanthoscelides obtectus is the source of this 9748-nucleotide messenger RNA. NCBI's taxonomy places the organism in Eukaryota, Metazoa, Arthropoda, Insecta, Coleoptera, Chrysomelidae. The record is from the annotation of a GenBank genome assembly.